AUGGAAAUAGACGUUACCCCAGAUACUAUUUCUGAGAAAAAUUCAAGCAACUCGAGUCAUGGAGAUGAUGAAAAAGAUGAUAACCCCAGUGCCACUAUCCAAAAUGUAAGCAAUACAAAUCUCAGUACCUCAAAUAGCAACAAGGACUACCAAGAGCAUGAAAGAACAAACACUAAAAAGCAAAAAACAAUCAAACAUGCACUUCGACAUCAAGCUAAAAGAAGAAGAAAGAACACAACUAUUGCCUCUAACACCAAUUCCCUACCCAGGAUAAUAGUAAAGCCUUUGCCCACUCAAACAGUUGAAGAAACCACUCUUAAUAUAGUACCAACACCAACAAGUAGAACUCCAACUAUGAGAGAGGUCCUAGCUUCAAUUCCAGGAUUCAAUAUGAAACCCAGAAAACGUACUACUAAAAAACUUUCCACAGCAGCACAGCUUGAGCAAACCAAAGCAGGUUGUAUAGAUUUAGAAACACCAGACUCCAUUUUGGUCAACACCAAUUUAAGACACUUGCUGAACAAGGCCACAUUUGCUGCACUACCAUUACUCUACCAAAACAAGUUGGUACAAUUAUUGCCCAGUGUUGACAGGAACAUAGUUGCCAGCUCCUCAGACCCUAGCUCCAUUGAGAUAAAUUCUGGUUUUCACAAUGAAUUUUUUGCAAGGGCUUGCCUUGAAUGGCAAGAUAGACUUGCUGAAGGAGAAUUCACCCCUGAAAACCAACAGAAACUCAAACUGGAAGCUGACAAGGAAAGGAAUAAAGUUGACCCUUGGAAGCUGAAGCACUUUGAGCCUAUCUGGGGAGACAGAUCUGAACCAACUACUUCAACCUCAAUCAAUGUACAUAGUACCUCUGAGAGUUCUAGGCCUCCUAUCAAAACUACCAUCAAGUUGAGACCUUCUACUACUAACAUGACAAAGCAAAGCAAAACUACUGCCCCACCUCCUAUGAAAAGGUUACGUACUGUAGGUGCUAUGACUAGAUCAUGUACCAGUAUGAAGUCAGAGUUGACAACACUUGUUGAGAAUAAGAUACCUAUUCCUGACUUGUUGCCAAUUAAACAAUUACAAAAGGAAGAAGUCCCACUCAAGUCUGAAUGUAGUGUUAGCAUAGUUAUAGAAACUCCAGUUAAUGAUAAUUUAGUACAGCUGCAAGAAAAAUGUAUUGUUAAUAUUAGUGAUACUAUAUUAGAGAACAAUGAAGAGACAAUCAUUAUUUGUUCCUCAAAACGACCAAGGUCACCUAGCAUAGAAUCUGAACAAAACUCCCCUAAGCGUAAGACUCCUAGUCCCCUGUCAGAAAGUCUCUUGCCCACCUCCAUACCAAUGGACACCAGUGAACCAGAAAAAGAUGUAAUACUGGAAGAGCUUCAGGAAGUGGCUAGUGAGGCCCCCAGUGAUGAUGAUAAAGCAAGUGAAACAAUGUCUGAAACGGCUGUGAUUGAAGAAGUUAAUAUGUAUGACUAUGAAAAAGACAAAAUCUUGGAUGAGAACAGCAGUAGUUUGAGCAGCAUUGCCAUCCACCACAUGGAAGAGAACUCUAGCAAUGAAACUAUUGAGACAGUGGAUUCCCUACAGCUGCAUGUUGACUACAAAGAAGAUACCAACCAGACUGAUGAAACCUCAUCUACUACCACCACCACCACUGAUGUGAAAUCUGAGCAGGAAGAUCAAGAAGAGCAAGAAGAGACAAUGACUUCAACCCCUGACAUGUCUGAUUUGGCUCCCAUGGAGACUGAUCCUCUUCAAAUUACUGAGCAUGAUACUGAAAAUAGUGAAUCUAAUCCAGAAGAAAAAGAAUCAUAUACCCUGGCAGUAGAAGAAAUAGAUGAGCAAGAAAUGCAUGGUAUUCUGGAAAAUGAAAAUGCAGAAGUGAAUAGUGAAAUACCAGAACAACCUGUUGAACUGGGGGAGGAAUCUAUAGUAGAAGACACCUUUCAGAUUUUACCAAAUACAUUGAUUCUUCAAGAACAAUCCAUUGUCAUCAAUAAGCCUUCUUGCUCUGAGGAAUGUGGCAAUGAUAAUUAUAUAGCAGUGACAGCAGAAAAACUGGCAAGUGUCGAAGAAUGUGAUUUGGUGCUGGCACAACUUUCAGAGACAAACUUCAAUGUUAGAAGUAUUCCAGAUGAAGAUGAUAGGUUCAUUGAUGCUGAGAACUAUGUUCUGGAGUCUGGACAAAUAAGCAUUGCCAAUGCAGAUGAGGAAGAAAAAGAAAGGGAUGCAGUGGAUAUUCAGGCUACUCUGUUUGGUGAAAAUGAACAAGGAGCUACAGAAGAAUGUUGCUGGGGCAUGGUGGAUUCCAGUACAGAAAAACUACUUCAGAUACCCUCAGUCCAUGCUCUAGAUAACACUGUUCCCACUCCUGUUGAAAUUGUUGGUACAGACAAAAUAAAAGAACAUGUGCAAAUGAUACCAAUUCAGGAAGAACAUGUGCAGAUGAUACCAAUGCAAGAAGAUCAUGUUCAAGUGAUGCCAAUGCAAGAAAAUCAUGUUCAGGUAUCAAUGCAAGAAAAUCACAUUCAGGUGGUACCAAUGCAGGAAAAUCACAUUCAAGUAAUACCAAUGCAAGAAGAACAUGUUCAAGUUAUGCCAAUACAACAAGAACAUGUUCAAGUGAUGCCUGAGGUGAUGCCAAUACAACAAGAACAUGUUCAAGUGAUGCCAAUGCUAGAAGAACAUUCACAAGUGAUACCAAUGCAAGAAGAUCAUGCUCAAGUGAUGUCAAUGCAAGAUGAUCAUGCUCAAGUGAUGCCAAUGCAAGAUGAUCAUGUUCAUGUGAUGCCAAUGCAAGAUGAUCAUGUUCAAGUCAUGCCAAUGCAAGAUGAUCAUGUUCAAGUGAUACCAAUGCCAGAUGAUCAUGUUCAAGUGAUACCAAUGCAAGAGGAGCUAGAGGUUAAGCUAGAAAGAGGCACAUUUCCUGUAGUGAUGAAUGAUUGGCCUUAUGAUGUCAAUAUAGAUUCUGACAUGGUGGCAGCAGCUCUGGGGAACACAGAGGGCCACAACAGUACCAAAGAAAUGGAAAAAGCCAAUGGCGGUUUUUCGGAAUUUGCGGGUAGCGGUAAUCAGGUGAAACUGGAACUGGAAGUGACUUUGACACCGGAAAUAUUGAGCUCUGAUAGUAUGAUAACAAGUACUGUGAGUACUAGCGGCGGUGGAGCCAAUUUGAUGGGUACUCUGGCUGUGAGUAAGGCGCCUACCAAGACUGUAAUACCGCCUACUACAAUUGUUUGUUUGCCAUCUACUGUCACAACUGCUGCAAUGAUGAACUCUGUAGUGAAUGAGGUGACGCAGUGCGCCCCCUUACCCAGGCCGGGCACCGUCCAGAGCUCCAGCGCCCUGCCCCUCCUCUCUCUCAGCACCAGCCAGCCCAUCAGGGCGGUCACGUCGCACGGCAAGGUCCGCCCGAGGGGCGCGCCCUCGGCCGGCGGCGGCAACGCUGGCGGUGGAGGAGGGGGCGGAAGCCGAGGGCGGGGCGGUAGUAAGCCGCCGCCCGGGGCGGUCAACCUCGAGCGCAGCUACCAGAUCUGCCAGGCCGUGAUCCAGAACAGCCCGAACAGAGACCAGCUGCGCGGACAGCUGAAGCCGCCGCCUAGUUUGCUGGCGGUCGCCCACGCGAAUAACAAGAAGAACGAGAGCAACAGUUCUGAUUCACCAAGUGAUAUUGAGGAAGCAGCACAAAAUGCACUAUUAACCAUGAUUCCGGAAAAAUCAAAAGAACGAUAUGAUAUUGCUUAUAGAAAAUUUGAAAAUUGGUGUGAAGAAAAAAAGGUUAAGCAUAUCAAUGAAAAAGUUAUGCUGGCAUAUUUUGAAGGACAUAAAAGUCUGAAAGCUUCCACUCUCUGGUCAGGUUACUCAAUGUUGCGAUGUGAAAUUGCGUUGGAAAAAUACAUCGACAUAAAAAAAUACACCAAUUUAUUGGCAUUUCUGAAGAGGCAGUCCGAUGGAUACCAAGCAAAGAAGUCAAAUGUCUUGUCGAAAGAGCAUAUCUCUCAGUUUUUGAUGAAAGCUGAUGAUAAAACAUUUUUGAUGGCAAAGGUUGCAAUGAUAAUCGGAAUAUAUGGUGCAUGUAGGAAGUCUGAAUUGACCUUUUUGAGAAUUGAAGAUGUUGUAGAUGAACAUUCAUAUUUUCUAGUCAAUAUUCCGAUGACCAAGACCAAAGUUGUACGAGAGUUUAUCAUCACAAUGGGCGACAUUGAUGGAUUGAAUUUGGUCGAGAUAUUGAGAAAAUAUAUGAAGUUAUGUCCACAAAAUUUAAAACAUAACAGAUUUUUUGUCAAAUAUAAUAGUGGAAAAUGUGGUGUUCAGCCGGUUGGGAUCAACACUUUCGGUAAUCUUCCUAAGACGAUUGCUCGAUUUAUUGGGUUGCCAAAUUCUGUCUUAUUCACUGGUCACUGCUUUCGAAGAUCUUCGGCAACUUUGCUUGCAGAUUCAGGUGCCGAUUUGACGAGAAUUAAAAGACACGGAGGUUGGAAGUCCAGUUCAGUAGCUGAAGGAUAUGUGGAAAAUUCCUUACAAAACAAGAAAAAGACAGCCACGGAUAUUCUUGGCCAAACUAAUAAUCAAAUCACAACCAGUUCCACGAGUUCAACUUCUCUUACAUCGGGAAUUAAUAUUUCUAAUUGUACUAAUUGUGUUAUAAAUGCAAACGCAGUACAGCUCGAUAACCUCGUCGCGCGCCGUCCCCCCCAACAACGUCCCCGGCAAAACGUUCGCCCCACCCCCGAUGCCCGCGGCCGGCGCAGGCGUGGCCUACCAAGGGGGCGGGGGCGUGGCCUACCAAUCGAGCGGCAGCAAUGGCUUCAAGGGGGGCGUGGCGGCGCAGCAGAAGGCGCGUGCGGUACCGCCUUACCCGCUGCAGCAGCGCCAACCGAGUCCGCCGGUGGUGGUGCGGCACGUGUUCACGUCCGGGCAGGGCAUACCGGUGACGAUGGCGGUGUUGCCGCAGGCGUCGGCUUUGAGUCCCGAUAUGUUCUUUUGGCAGAUAUUUUGCUCUAUUUAGACGGAAAAAGCCGACCAGUAGUGGAAGAAGAAGCAGUUCUCCGUGCUAAUCAUGUGAUUUUGUGUGAGGCAGAAGACUUCAACAAAAGGCACAUUUUUGCACUUUGUCUACAAACUUCGGCGAUGAAAUCUUCCCCACAUGAAAUGGUGGACGGCCAGACCCCCAUGGGCGUCGGCCAGUACAUCCUCGUGCAGCGCGCCGGCCUCCACGAUCCCCACCACCAUCACGCCACGCCCCGGUCGUCGAGCGCCCCGCCCGCGCAGCAACAGAUGGGCGGGGCGAGCGUGGGGGGCGGGGCGCCGCCUCAGGUCGCGCAGGUGGGUGGGGCGGGCAGGGGCCGGCCGGCCAGCGUCGAGGUGGAUCAUCCGUCGUUGCAGGGCCAGCCUUUGGGAAGCAACGAUUUCGUGGUGCAGUGUCCGAAUCCGGGCACGCAGGCCGUGACGCGACGCCAGCGCCUCCCCUCCGGCGUCGUCUACGGCGACGUCAGCCUCGACGGCCCGCCCCACUCCGCCUACACUAUCAUCGGGGGCGGGGCCGAAAACGUCGCCGCCAUGCACGACCAUCCGGCGGCGGCGAUGCAGAGCCAACUGGCCGCUUUCCAGAAGAAGGCAGCCGAGCAGGCGUCGUGCGCCUGCAGCCUCAAAGCGAUGGUGGUGUGCAAAAAAUGCGGUGCCUUCUGUCACGACGACUGCAUCGGGCCGGGAAAGAAGAAGGCGGCCGAGCAGGCGUCAUGUGCCUGCAGUCUCAAACCGAUGGUGGUGUGCAAAAAAUGCGACGCCAUGACGACUGCAUCGGACUGGGGAAGGGCGUGGGUAGGUGAGGUAGGCAGGGCCUUGGGCCUUCAUGCAGUGGGCGGAGCAUCGGAACAGGCGAUGGUGUCUAGUCUGCUUGAUAGGCGGGACAUCGGUAUGGGGAAGGACCACUUCCACUUCUCUAUGACGCUGAAUGGUUGUAGAGGUAUAAGUAUGAUUUCUGAAAAGGGGUCGUGUCCAGUGGACAAUCUGAAUGGGCAGGGCAUCGGUCCGGGGAGGAGCGUGUCUUCCAGCGGUAGGCGGGGCAUCGCCUCGAAAGGAACGUUCCUAGAAUAUUCUCGUAAAACAUUGCAUGAACAUUCUGAUGAAUAUCCUCAUCAUUCGGAAUAUUCUGAAGGAGGCAUUCGAUCGAGUCUGGCAUCACGCCAACACGGACUCCUCGCCAAGCUUCCAUUUUAUGGCUUGCCUCCGCAGCUAUGUUCUCUGCUAGCUAGUUUCCUCUCAAACAGGUCUCUCCAUGUAGUGGUCGACGGAGUUUCAUCUGACUCUCUUAUCAUAAAUGCUGGUGUUCCGCAAGGAUCAAUUCUAGCACCAACACUAUUUCUCCUCCAUAUUAACGAUUUGUUGGAAGCAACUCAUGUCCAGUACACAUCUUCGCGGAUGAUAGUACCCUCCAUACCACCUUCUCUUCCAGGGCUCCAAUACCAGCCAGGCAAAUUAGAAACGAACGAGGGAGAAAUGUUGACAACAUAUAAAUAUGGACUUGGCAACAAUUCUCGAAUGGGGAUCCAAUAA
This is a messenger RNA of Phaedon cochleariae (mustard beetle), 6549 nucleotides long. Lineage: Eukaryota; Metazoa; Arthropoda; Insecta; Coleoptera; Chrysomelidae. The record is from the annotation of a GenBank genome assembly.